CACUCCUGUUUCUGUGUUGCCUUUCUCCUCAUUCCUUCGCAUCUCGUCAUGUUCAGGUUCAUAAGGCAACCUCUUUAAAAACGUUGAGUCCGUUUUAUCCGGGGCAGAAAUGGACAAAGACAGGUGACAGUCCGGCUCACCAGCGGCGUUACACGAAUGCCACGAAGAAGAAGCGGCGCGCAGGGUGUGGUGGGAUAGGAGGCUUCUCCGUGGAGGACCCGAGCGAGAGCCCCAGCUGGCUGCAGAGAAGAUGGCUGCAGCGGGGACUUUCAGGCCGACGUCUGGAGACAAGAGCACUUCUCGUCAUGCCGAGUGCUGACCACCGACUCCCCGACGUGUCGGUCCCUUCCUUCGUUGAUUCUCCUCCACUCAGUUGAGAUUGGACGGGGUGUGUGCAAACAUGGGGUCUCAAACUCUACAGAUCCUCAGGCAGGGGCUGUGGGCUUCGAUCACAGGCGGAUGGUACUACGACCCCCAUCAGAAUACGUUCGUGAACGCGUUGCAUCUGUACAUCUGGCUGUUCCUGCUGUGUUUCCCCUUCACGCUGUACAUGGCCCUGCCGCCCACCCGGGUGAUCGUGGGGGUCUACUGCGGCGUCAUCGGCACCACCUUCCUGCUGCUGAAGACGGUCAACUACCGGCUGCACCACGCCCUGGACGAGGGCGAGGUGGUGCAGCGAGGGGGCAAGGGGGCCCCGGGGGGCGGGGCCCGCGGCGAGGGGCCCCCCGCCGACGGCAACGCCCGGCAGGAAGACAGCAACGGGCCGGGGGACCCUGGAGGGGGUAUCGAGAUGGCAGACCUGAUCCGACAGGAGACCCCUCCCGUGGACUGCAGCUCCAGGAACUCCUACACUGGGACCGAGUCCAGCCACCAGAUGGCGUCCACCCACGGCGGCGGCGCCACGAGGGCCAAAGGAGGAGACAUGGGGAGGAACGCGGGUGACGACAUGAGUUUGACGCUGGUGGAAAGCUGCAGCCACGACCACGACCUGCUGUCGGACACCAAGAUGUACUGCCUGGUGUCCAACGACUCCUUCGCCUCCAUGCUACCCUCCACCUCCCUGGGCCCCCUGGAGCUGCCCCGGGACCCCCUCUCCGCCGAGCUCUGCAGCUCCUCCUCCCACCUCCUCCACCCCUUGCUGACCUCCACCUGCGAGACAGAGGCCCCGCCGGCGGCCCCCCCACCACCACCCACCACCUCCACCUCCUCCUCCUCCCUCCCCCUCCAGUCACAGUCCUUCCGCAAGGAGCUGCGGUCCCGGGGCCUCCCCCGCACCUCCAGCUCGGCGGGCGGCGCCUUCCCGGACCCCUCCCAGCCCGACCUGGCGCCGUACCCCCCCGCCCUCGCCCGGAGAGGCGGGCUGGACCCCGUGUGCGAGCUGGAGGCGGCGGCGGCGGCGGUGGCGGCGGCGGUGGCGGCGGCGGCCUGCCGGGCGCCGGGGCCCGGGGACUGGUACGACCUGCAGCGGCAGGAGCCCGCCGUGGCCUCCACCUCCGGGGCCUCGCGCGACGCGGGCGAGGGCGCCUCGGGGCCGCAGGGGGGGGCGAGGGGCCGGUGCCCGGCGGGGGGUCCCAGCGCCGAGAGCCUGCGGAGCCUGAGCACGCGCAGCAGCGGCUCCAGCGACAGCUACGGCAGCGGCAGCACGGAGCGCGACACCACCAGCACCGUCAGCAGCCUGCACAGCGAGCAGACGGGCUCCACCCGCGUGGAGAGCCUGCCGUCGCUGUCGGGGGACGAGCGGGGGUCCCGGGACCGGGGGGACACGCCGGGCUCGUCGGCGUCCGGGCCCCACCCGGAGGGCGGCGGCCGGACUUGUAGUCACGGCAACGGGGCCCCCCGGGGGCUGGGCUGCCGGCCGUCGCGCGAGGCCAACCGGAACCCCCACGCCAACGAGCUGACCGCCAAGAACCCGCCCCCCGACACGCCCGGCCCCGCCCCCAAAGACCCGCCGUCGGACCCCCGGCGGGAAGAGACGCCCGCGACAGCGGUCGGCGUGGUCGCCGUGGAAACAGAACAGCAGGAGCAGGAGCAGGGGGAGGAGGGGGGGGACGUGCGGCCCAAGUCGUCGGCCCCCGCCCACGCCUCCCCCUCCUGCUCCUCCUCGGCGGGGGCGGGGGGCCGCAGGGGGGGGCGGCGCGGCCACGGCAAGAAGCGCGCCAGCAGCUUCGACGCCAGCCGCCACCGGGAGUACGCCGCCGCCGCCGCGCGCGGCCUCGCCAAGCCGCGCAGCGCCGUGUUCCCCGCCGCCGCCAACGCUGCCGCCGCCGCCACCGCCGGCAACAACAACAACAACGAGGAGGACUGGAGCGACCAGAGCGAGCUCAGCGCCGCCUCCAGCCGGGCGUCGGCCCACCGCCUCAGCACCGACAGCUCCUCCAGCCUCACCUCGCGCUCCUGCCACUCCCCCGAGGGCUGCUACCGCGCCCUGAGGCCCCCGCCCCCCUCCUCCGGCCCCCCUCCCCCCGCCGCCGCCGCCGCCACCACCGCCACCUCGGCCCGGAGGCCCCGCCCCUCCCGCCGCGCCGCCUCCGCCGCCGCCGCCGGCAGCCCCGGCGGCGCCCGGAGCCACGCCCGCGUGCUGAGCCUGGACAGCGGCACGGCGGCCUGCCUUAGCGACCCCCGCCGCCUGGGGGCCGCCCCCCCCCCCGGCGCCGGCCCCGCCCCCCCCCGCGCCGCCGGGCCCCACCCGCCCCUCACCUCCUCCAAGUCGGACCUGGAAGCCAAAGAAGGGGAGGUGCUGGACGCGGCCUCGCUGCUGGGCCGCGCCUCCCAGCUGGAGUCGGUCACCCGCUCCCGGAACGGCCCCCCCGGCCAGGCCGGGCCCCCCGGGGAGGCGCCCGACGCCCCCGCCGCCGGCUCCUCCUCCUCCUCCUCCGUCUCCACCGCCGUCGCGCUGCGAGGUCAGGGCGGGGGUGAGGAGCCGGUGACGUUCCGGAGGGAGCGCAGCACGUUCCGGCGCCAGGCGGUGAGGCGGCGCCACAACGCCGGGAGCAACCCCACCCCCACCGCCUCGCUGGUGGGCUCCCCGCUCAGCCUCCAAGACGUGCUCAGCCAGGCGUCGCAGUCGUCGUCGUCGACGUCCCAGGUCAAAGGUCAGCCGUCGCGGGCGUCGUCCCAGGUGACGGUGCUGAGCGCCAGCGCCUCCCUGCUGGCCAGGACGGGCAGCUCGCACCUGGAGGGCGCCCAGGACAAGGCCUCGCUGGUGGGCGGGGCCAGUCUCCACGACGACUACGGCAAGCUGGCGCCGUCGCUGUACGAGGUGACGGGCGGCUGCACCCUGGGCAGCUUCGUACCAGAAACCCGCCGGGCCUCCAACAACCUGUGGGAAACGGACUCUCACCUGUCCAGUACUACCUCGGUGCGCUUCUUCCCCCAUGACCUGAUCCGUCUGAACCAGCUGCUGGCCAUGGACCCGGAGCGCCUGGACCCCCACGGGGACGGGGACCUGAGCCCCGACCUCCAGGACGCCCCGCCCCCGCCGGCCGGCCUGGACGACCCCGCCGCGACCCCCGGCACGGCCGCCGCCGCCGCCGCCGCUAAGGUCAAGCAGUACUACCGCUUCUGGCUGCUGCCCUACCUCUGGGUGGGGCUGCACUUCGACCGGCUCACCCUGCUGGCGCUGUUCGACCGGAACCGGGAGGUGCUGGAGAACGUGCUGGCGGUGGCGCUGGCGGUGCUGGUGGCGUUCCUGGGCUCGGUGCUGCUGGUCAACGACUUCUUCACGGACAUCUGGGUGUUCCAGUUCUGCCUGGUCAUCGCCAGCUGCCAGUACUCCCUGCUCAAGAGUGUUCAACCAGACUCCUCGUCUCCUCGCCAUGGCCACAACCGCAUCAUCGCGUACAGCCGGCCCGUGUACUUCUGCCUGUGCUGUGGUCUGGUGUGGCUGCUGCACCACGGGAGCCUGGCCAGCCGCUCCUCCUCCCGCUUCUCCCUGUACGGGGUGGGCCUGACCAGCUCCCUGCUGCUGGCCUCCGCCCGGGACCUCCUCAUAGUGUUUACCUUGUGUUUCCCGCUCAUCUUCUUCGUGGGGCUGCUGCCCCAGGUCAACACCUUCUUCAUGUACCUGCUGGAGCAGGUGGACAUCCACGUUUUCGGUGGGAACGCCACCAGCAGCCUAGCGUCGGCGCUGUACAGCGUGCUGCGCAGCGUCCUCACCGUGGCUCUGCUGUACGGCCUCUGCUACGGAGCGCUGAAGGAGGCGUGGGAGCCCCACCACAUCCCGGUGCUGUUCUCGGUGUUCUGCGGCCUCCUGGUGGCCGUCUCCUACCACCUCAGCCGCCAGAGCAGCGACCCCUCCGUCCUCAUAUCCCUGAUCCAGUCCAAGAUCCUCCCCAAGCUGAAGGACAAGGACCCUGAAGACCCCCUGUUCGAGGUGCAGGACCCCCUGCCCGACAAGCUCAAAGCCUCUGUGAACGAGCGCCUGCAGUCGGACCUCAUCAUCUGUGUUCUGAUCGCUGUGCUCUUCUUCGCCAUCCACGUCAGCACCGUGUUCAUCGCCCUGCAGCCCUACCUGAGCUACGUGCUGUACGGCCUGCUGACUCUGGUGGGGCUGCUGACCCACUACCUGCUGCCUCAGGUCCGCAAGCAGCUGCCCUGGUACUGCUUCUCCCAGCCACUGCUCAAGACCCGCGAGUACUACCAGUUCGAGGUCCGAGACGCGGCCCAUGUGAUGUGGUUCGAGAAGCUCCACGUGUGGCUGCUCUUCCUGGAGAAGAACGCGCUGUACCCCCUGGUCAUCCUCAACGAGAUGAGCCGCAGCGCCUGGAAGCUGGCCAGCCCCAAGAAGUUGGACACAGAGCUGGGCGCUCUGAUGAUCACGGUGGCGGGCCUCAAGCUGCUGCGCUCCUCCUACAGCUGCCCCACCUACCAGUACGCCACCGUUCUCUUCACCGUCCUCUUCUUCACCUUCGACUGCCCCCACCUGUCCGAGACGCUCCUGCUCGACCUCUUCCUCAUGUCCAUCGUCUUCAGCAAGCUGUGGGAGCUGUUCUACAAGCUGCGUUUCGUCUACACCUACAUCGCCCCGUGGCAGAUCACCUGGGGCUCGGCCUUCCACGCCUUCGCGCAGCCCUUCGCCGUGCCUCACUCCGCCAUGCUGCUGGUCCAGGCUCUGGUCUCCGCCUUCUUCUCCACGCCGCUCAACCCCUUCCUGGGCAGCGCCAUCUUCAUCACCUCCUACGUCCGCCCCGUCAAGUUCUGGGAGAGGGACUACAACACCAAGAGAGUGGACCACUCCAACACACGUCUGGUGUCUCAGCUGGACAGGAACCCAGGCUCGGACGACAACAACCUGAACUCCAUCUUCUACGAGCACCUGACGCGCUCGCUGCAGCACAGCCUGUGCGGGGACCUGAUGCUUGGCCGGUGGGGCGCCGUGACCACGGGGGACUGCUUCAUCCUGGCCUCCGACUACCUCAACGCCCUGGUGCACCUGGUGGAGCUCGGCAACGGCCUGGUGGCCUUCCAGCUGCGCGGCCUGGAGUUCAGAGGGACGUACUGCCAGCAGCGGGAGGUGGAGGCCAUCACGGAGGGGGUGGAGGAGGACGAGGGCUGCUGCUGCUGCGAGCCGGGCCACCUGCCCCACGUGCUCUCCUUCAACGCCGCCUUCGGCCAGCGCUGGCUGGCCUGGGAGGUGCUGGUCACCAAGUACGUGCUGGAGGGCUACAGCAUCACCGACAACAGCGCCGCCUCCAUGCUGCAGGUGUUCGACCUGCGCCGCAUCCUCACCAUCUACUACGUCAAGGGGAUCAUCUACUAUGUGGUGGCGAACCCCAAGCUGGAGGAGUGGCUGGCCAACGAGACCAUGAGGGACGGGCUGCGGCCGUGCGCCGAGCGCAACUACGUGGACCUGGACCCCACCUUCAACCCCAACAUCGACGAGGACUACGACCACCGGCUGGCGGGCAUCUCCAGGGACAGCUUCUGCGGGGUCUACCUGGGCUGGAUCCAGUACUGCAACUCCAGGAGAGCCAAGCCGCUGGACAGUGAGAAGGACUCGGCCCUGGUGCUGCUGUGCUUCGGCCUGUGCGUGCUCGGCCGCCGCGCCCUGGGCACCGCCGCGCACCACAUGUCCAGUAACCUGGAGUCCUUCCUGUUCGGCCUGCACGCUCUCUUCAAGGGGGACUUCCGGAUCUCUUCCCUGCGUGACGAGUGGAUCUUCGCGGACAUGGAGCUGCUCAGGAAGGUGGUGGUGCCGGGGGUCAGGAUGUCCCUCAAGCUCCACCAGGACCACUUCACGUCCCCUGAUGAGUACGAGGACCCGGUGGUUCUGUUCGAGGCCAUCUCGGAGCACCAGGUGAGCCUGGUGAUGGCCCACGAGGGCGACCCGGCUUGGCGCAGCGCAGUGCUGUCCAACGCGCCCGCUCUGCUCGCCCUGCGCCACGUCCUGGACGAGGGCACCAACGAGUACAAGAUCAUCAUGCUCAACCGGCGCUACCUCAGCUUCAGGGUCAUCAAGGUGAACAAGGAGUGCGUGCGCGGCCUGUGGGCGGGGCAGCAGCAGGAGCUGGUCUUCCUGCGCAACCGGAACCCGGAGCGCGGCAGCAUCCAGAACGCCAAGCAGGCGCUGCGCAACAUGAUCAACUCGUCGUGCGACCAGCCCAUCGGCUACCCCAUCUACGUCUCGCCCCUCACCACCUCCUACUGCGACUCGCACCCGCAGCUUCCGCGCGUGCUGGGCGGGCCCAUCAGCAUGGGCAACAUCCGCAGCUUCGUGGUCGGCACCUGGCACAGGCUGAGGAAGGGCUGCGGGGCCGGCUGCAACAGCGGGGGCAACAUGGAGGACUCGGACGGCGGUGGGGUCUCGUGCGGCAGCGGGAACGGCACGGGGGCCAGCGACUCCCAGCAGAGCUCCGUGUCCCAGGGCGGGACCCCCGGGGGCCCCCCGCACCACCCCCACCACACGCACCACUCCAUGGGCACCAGCCAGAGCUGCCAGUCGGUGCAGUCGGGCCUGGCCCGCCACUCCCCGGCGCGGGCCUCGGUGGUAAGCGGGGUGUCGUCGUACCGCUACAGCAGCAGCCGCCACUCCUCCUCCCUGCGCACCUCCACCACGGGCCUGGAGCCCUGCCCGCGCUCCUCCUCCAGCCAGCUGUCGCUGCACACGCUGCCCGCCUCCCUGCACCUGCGGCUGGGCUCGGUCUCGGAGCCGGCCGGCCCCCCCUCGGGGCCCCCCUCCGCCUCGCUCUCCAACCACAGCAUCCCGUCCUGUAAGCGCCACACGCUGGUGGGGCUGCUGGCCGCCGCCGACGCGCCCCCCUGCGGCCCGGCCUGCGCCGCCGCCUCCACCUCCUCGUCCUCGUCCUCCUCCAACGCCGCCGCCGCCUCGGCGUCCGACCCCCUGGGGCAGAGCCAGCACCUCCACCACCACCACCACCACCACCUCCCUCACCACCACCACCACCACCAGCACUACCCCCACUACCACAACCCCACCGUGGCCACGGUGCGCCGCGACGACAUCUCCUACCGGGUGCAGAUCGUGGACGUGAGCCAGGUGCUAGAGACCAUCAACCUGUCCAAGAGGAAGGGGCUGCUGUGGCCUGACGAGGCCCUGAGGGUAAAGGCCGGGCGCAGCAGCUGGAGGGAGUGGAGCCCCCUGGAGGGCAUGGAGGGACACGUGAUCCACCGCUGGGUGUCCCGGAGCCGCGAGCCGGCCAGCCGCUCGCACACGGACAAGACCAUCCUGCUGGUGCAGGUGGACGACAGGCUGGUGCCCAUCCUGGAGACGGGGGUGAUGGAGCUGGGGGCGGAGGUCUGAGACCCCCGCCCGACCGCUGCUCCCCCUAGCCCCAGGCCCCGCCUCCCUCCACCCAGCCUUCAUCCAACGGCCCCCCACCCCACCGGCUCCUCCCCCACCAGACACCCAGCCUACCUCCACCUGGCCCCGCCCCCACCCGACCACCCCUCCCCCACGCCGCCCCCACCAGCUCCGACCUUCGCUCCCUGUGUCUCCCGGCUGAGAGAGGAGGGGCUUUGUUUUGUUUUUCAAAGUAAAGGUCCCCCUCCGUUGCUUUUGAAUGGAAGAAACCUCCAGGCCCCAGCCGGGCUGAGGAAGAAGGGUCCUUGGGACCUGCUCCCUCUCUCUCCUGCGCCUGGCUGCUGAGCGGACGGAACCGCUGGAACAUCUGGAACCUCCCCUCCGGAAACCCACGAGUAGAAAAAGGUUUUUUAUUUUUUAUUUCACUCUCUCUCUCUCCUCUGCCGUGUGUUUUGCCGACAGAGGAGGGAAGAAGAAGCUCCCGCGUUGCUUUCGUUGUUCCGAUCCGAAUAGAGGGUUUGUGAAUCGGCACAACAUGCAGGCAGAGCUGCCGCUGAGCAGAACCAGUGGUUGGAGGGAAAACACGGCGGGUACCUUGACCCCCUGGACCUGGAUUUUCCCCCCUCUCCCUUACCUGGAAACCAUUGAGACGGACCCCUCCCUGCAGCACAGCUCCUUUACCGCAUCACACACACACACACACACACACACACACACACACACACACACACACACACACACACACACACACACACACACACACACACACACAGUAUCCUCCGCCUUGCUUCGUGAAGCUCACCGAUGCUGCAUGAUGUCUGACAGCCCUCUGAACUCAGUCUGCCUCAUAACCUUUUUCUAUGCAUCUCAUUGACCACUUCAUUGGACGAUGCACACACACACACACACGCACGGAUACACAUGCACACAAACACAUACACACGCCCAAGGAAGCACACACGCUCGCAGACACACGCACACAUACACAAACACACGCUCCCGGACACACACAAACUCGCGCACACACACACGCUCACGUACGCACACGCGCACGUUCUGCGUGAAAUAGAAUGCAGGUUUUGACGUGUGUUUCAGACAGCGUUGAGUGUUUUAUUGUUUUAUUUUGGUUUUUGGAUUGUUUGCCAAAUGAGUCCAGGUAGCGGGGUACCGACCUGGGCUUCCUGCUACACCUGUACGCUUUCUGUUUCCUGUUGUUGCCAAGACCCCCCGCGCAGUCUGCUAGGCUGACUCUGGGGGGGCCUACCCGCGCUGAACACCGCCAUUUUGAUUUGACAUUAGUGUUGUCUCCCGGGUCGCCAUUCCUUCUGGAUGUCUACGGUUCGCUCCGAAAAAGAGAUACGAACUUGCACUAUUAUUUCAUUUUUUCUUUUUUCUUUACUUUAUUCUUUACUUUACAGUGACGCACUACAAUCUUAAUAUAAUAUCCACUUUUAUUUAUUGUUUAUUAGACAGAGUAAGUUGCCAUGGUUACAGUUGCCUUGGGAAUGAGAAAUAAAAUGCAAUCGUUCUAUUUGCAGCCAUUUAUCUUACCGUUUUACGUUUGAUAAACUUGAAGAUAACUUUUUACUGUAUAUGAUUAUAUAUAUAUAUAUAUAUAUAUAAAAAUGACUAUAUAUAUAUUAUGUCUAUGUAAAAAAUAUAUUGUUUUGAAUAUUUAUUACUGUAAACAUUGUAUUUACACUUUGUUACGGCUUUUUUCAUUCAUUGGACAAAAGGUUAACGUAUCCGGAGACAAUCUGGUGGAAACGCGGGAUGCCGGAACUCUUGAUGGACUGUUGCCCUGUUUAACUUAAAUUCUUUUUCUAAAUGGAGAAAUAAAGCAGUUUGAUUUAUUGCUUAUAUCUUCUUAA
This is a messenger RNA of Gadus morhua (Atlantic cod), 9630 nucleotides long. RefSeq names its product pecanex 1 (gene pcnx1). Gene Ontology annotation, cellular component: membrane. The record is from RefSeq and is a predicted model, not a curated record. NCBI's taxonomy places the organism in Eukaryota, Metazoa, Chordata, Actinopteri, Gadiformes, Gadidae.